Messenger RNA from Trichomonas vaginalis G3, 420 nucleotides. RefSeq lists its product as uncharacterized. Lineage: Eukaryota; Parabasalia; Trichomonadida; Trichomonadidae. Bases 1 to 420 code for a protein of 139 amino acids. The transcript has a single exon. The record is from RefSeq and is a predicted model, not a curated record.
AUGUCUGUCUUCCGUAUGAGCGUCCAGGGUGGACAAACAGUCCCCAUCGAAUUCAAGUCAUUUAUGAUGGUUACUAUCUCUAAGGGUAUCCUUUUAAGGAGACCAGAUCCAAGCAAACAAGUUAUCAUUACAAUCAAAUAUACACCCCUUCCAAAUCAGACACAGCCUCAGACCAGCGAAACAUCAGAUAUAUUAGCAACAUUCGAGCCAGGUAAGGACGAGGUCAAGAUUGAAAACAUGUACUAUGAUACAAUGAAUCCUAAGAUAGUAGUUCCAGAAGGUGUUGAGAUAAAGUUUGAGGGUAACUUCGUCGCCUCUGAAUCCUUCAUAGAUGAGGACGAAGAGGAGAAUGAUGAAUCCACAGAAACUCCAGAAGACGAAGAGGAUGAUGAAUUCCAAGAUGAGGAAUCCGAGGCUUAA